Drosophila biarmipes is the source of this 3066-nucleotide messenger RNA. It is a transcript of the gene Pkd2, whose product is annotated as polycystic kidney disease 2-like 2 protein. NCBI's taxonomy places the organism in Eukaryota, Metazoa, Arthropoda, Insecta, Diptera, Drosophilidae. Gene Ontology annotation, molecular function: calcium channel activity. Gene Ontology annotation, biological process: detection of mechanical stimulus. The record is from RefSeq and is a predicted model, not a curated record. Bases 84 to 2942 code for a protein of 952 amino acids. The transcript has 9 exons. Gene Ontology annotation, cellular component: membrane.
AGUCUACCUAAGAGCGUGCAACUUGUAACAUUAAUUUUGUUCAACGUUAAAAACUUGCAAACUAGUACAAAUUUCCAUUGAAGAUGGCCCAGCAGGGCCAGGGAGGCAGGCCCGGGGGAGGACCGCCAGGACCUCCUCCGCCCCGCCCGCCGAAAACGCCCCCGGGUACGUCGCCGCGAGGAACGCCAGUGGGCGUCACUCCGGGCGAUGUGACUCCAGCUCGAGGACCUCCGCCUCCACCGGCGACAAAACGCGUCUCUAUAGGGAUCGGAUCGGAAAAGCCGGCUUCCGGCAGGGCCGCCCGUACCGCCCCACCUUCAACAGCAGACUCUCCAGUGUCACCCUCGGCAACUCCCGGUAAACCGACCAGAGACCAGGCCCCAUCGUCAUCGCCUAGGACCAGUGUUCGCGAUCCUGGCCCAUCGUCAUCCCCUGGAAAACCGAUUAAAGAAACUCCCCGAACAAGUCUUCAGGACCCCGGUGCGGGGACAUCUGCCAAAACAACUGUUCGGGAUGCAGGUCCGUCGUCUUCUCCCCGGGUAAGUGUCCCAGUCUCUGGUGCAGCGACCCUUAGGCCAUCUAGUGCUCAGGAUCCAGGGACUAGACGAUCAAGCCUUGAUGCUGCAACUCGGAUAACUUUUCAGGAAGCAAAACCAUCGACAUCUGCUAAGGCUGGACCAUCAACAGCUGUCAGUGCUGCCAAGCCAGCAGCCUCCGAGUCCGACGCAGCUAAGCCUUCUUUAAAAGAUAGACUGAACAUAUUUAAAAGAAAAAAGGAAGACGAGAGCCCGGAAACGUCAUCACCAGCGACCCGUGAGCAGAGGGCUCCGUCGGUAACGGGGCCCUCGGCACUACAGAACAGGGCCAAAACGAACCGCAUCCUCUACACCACCGAUGAGGAGGUGCGGGAAGCUCUCAUUGAGUUUUCCGUCUUCAUCAUUUUUCUGAUACUAACUUCACUAGUCGUUUUGUCUGUCCGCCACUCAUAUAUGUUCUACUUUAACGACACGAUGAAGAAACUCUUUACCACACGAGAACUUGUUGUGGCUCCUUCGGUCACCGUGUGCUUUGAAAAGCUGAUAACGGUGCCGGAUUGGUGGGACUACCUGAUAUAUAACUUUCUGAUAACACUCCAUGGCGAUAUGACAUUUUUGGACGGCCAACCAACGGGUAAUGAUACGCAAAAUAAUACACCGAAGAAUCCACCAAACGAGGAAUCGCCAGAGGAGUUGCCAGAAGAACCGCCAGAUGAGUUGCCAGAGGAGUCUCCUGAGGCGGAUAGGUUACAAGAGAGAUUCCAAUACCGAGCGAGUCCGAACGAAGACUGGGAGCCGCGCGGCAGACCUAUUCGGCAGGCGGUACCAGAACAGACCGUCGGGGACGGCACCGAAGAUGUCGAAAAUCCCGCGCAAAACAUUACAAAUUCUCAUCAUUUGGAGGGACGAGUCUUCCUAUACGAGAACCUGCUCCUGGGACCGCCGCGUCUUCGGCAGAUUCGUGUGCGGAAGGAAAGCUGCUACGUGAACGACGCCUUUAUCCGGUACUUCAACACCUGCUAUGCGGCCUAUUCCUCCGGGGCGGAGGAGCGCAAGGCGAUGUACAAGGGUUCGCCCUACCGGACCAUGAACGACCUAGAUUCUACGCCCAUCUGGACAGUACUUGCUUUCUACCGCUCUGGCGGUUACACGGUGGACUUGGAGUACGACAAAGAUAAGAACCUGAAGAUCAUCAGCGAUCUAAAGGAAAUUCACUGGCUCGACAGGGGCUCGCGCCUCUGUCUGGUUGAGUUUAAUUUGUAUAAUGAAAAUACGGACAUCUUUCAGAGCGUCAAGUUGAUUGCGGAAAUUCCGCCCACGGGUGGUGUCAUACCCCAGGCCCACUUGCAAACGGUGAAGCAGUAUUCCUUCUUCACGGACCGCAGCAUGGUUAUGACUGUUAUAUACAUCUUCUGGUACAUUAUGAUUAUUUACUACACAAUUUAUGAAAUCACUGAAAUGCGCAAAUCAGGUGUCAAAAUUUACUUCUUUUCCAUGCUAAACAUUCUUGAUUGUGCCAUAUUGCUGGGUUGCUACCUUGCCCUAGUGUACAAUAUUUGGCAUACUUUUAAAGUGAUAUCCGUCACGACCAAAGCGCAAGUGGAACUGACUUACCAAAGCCUGGAUGUUCUUUGCUUCUGGAACAUUAUUUAUGUGGAUAUGAUGGCCAUUUUGGCCUUCCUCGUGUGGAUAAAAAUAUUUAAGUUCAUUAGUUUCAACAAGACACUCGUGCAGUUUACAACGACACUGAAAAGGUGCUCCAAGGACUUGGCAGGCUUCAGUUUAAUGUUUGGCAUCGUCUUUCUGGCCUAUGCCCAGUUGGGUCUUCUUUUGUUUGGCACUAAGCACCCGGACUUCCGUAAUUUUAUUACCUCCAUUUUGACCAUGAUAAGGAUGAUUCUGGGCGACUUUCAGUACAAUCUCAUCGAGCAAGCCAAUCGAGUUCUGGGUCCCAUUUAUUUCCUCACCUACAUCCUGCUGGUGUUUUUCAUUUUGUUGAACAUGUUCCUGGCCAUUAUUAUGGAGACCUACAACACGGUGAAAGGCGAAAUCACCCAGGGGCGCAGUCACUUGGGCUCCUACAUCUAUAGGAAACUGGCGGGUAUGCUCUACUGGAUCACCCACUGCGGGCGAAAGAGGCGACCUGAACCGCAGAGAACCGAUGACGACGACAAGGAGGCGGAGCAGGACGCCAGUGCCGCCCAGGAAGAGCCCCAGGAGAUGAGAAAGAACAUGACACCUGCGGAACAAAAAUACUUUCAGGAUAUUCCUCCAGGAGAAAACCAAGAUAUGGUUCGCCUGAAUAACCGUGUUGGUCUGCUAGAGGAAAUUCUCGAGAGGCUGAUCACCAAUAUGGAUGACAUUCUAAAACGAGUUGAGAAAGAGCGCCAUGCGAAAAAGAAAUAGGGAUCUGUAUAUUUCAAGAAACUGGUUGUUCAUUAAUUUUAUUUGAGUUCUUGUUCUGCUAGAAUAUACAUAAUACGCCAGUUGAUAAGAUUAAAUAUAGACAAACAUUAUAACCCUUCUAGAA